This is a messenger RNA of Acyrthosiphon pisum (pea aphid), 671 nucleotides long. RefSeq lists its product as uncharacterized. The annotation marks the transcript as partial. Lineage: Eukaryota; Metazoa; Arthropoda; Insecta; Hemiptera; Aphididae. The record is from RefSeq and is a predicted model, not a curated record. The transcript has a single exon.
GCAUUGACAAUUGUGUUACAUAUUAAACGUUACGGAUCUUGAGAUGGGUUUAAAAUUCAAUAUAAACCCACUACUUCGGAUCAGUACAACUAGUCAUAAGACUAAAGUGCUACCAGCAACAUCAAAUCAAAUAAAAAAAUUAACGGUGAAGAAUAAAAAAAUUUUACAAGCUUUGGGUUAUCAAUUAAAGCAGAAUGCCUGAAAGUGAUAUUUUGGAUAUAACUUCACAGUACGAAACGGAUUCUAAAAUUACAAAAAUUGAAUAUCAUUCAUACGCACCGUAUACAACAUCAUUUAAUAAUAAUGAUGAAAUACGUAUAUCGAUCCAGCAAACGGAUGUCUAUCCAUAUCUACACGAAAGCUUUAUUUUUUUGGAAGGAAUAAUUACUGAUGCUACCAAAGUGAAACUAACUAAUAACGGUUACUCUUACCUUUUUGAGCAAAUACGGUUGGAAAUCAAUGGGAUAGAAGUAGAUAGCACGCGUGUUCUUGGAAUCACUAGCUCGUUGAAAGGUUACUUAUCCGGUACGCCAGACAACUACAAUUGCUAUGAAAAUGCUGGCUGGAAUUUUAAAAACGCAACGCAAUCGGAAAAUGACAAAAGUGAAUUUACCGCUUGUAUUCCAUUAAAACAUUGGUUAGGUUUGUUUGAAGACUAUAAAAGAAUAUUG